This is a messenger RNA of Drosophila innubila, 794 nucleotides long. Its product is annotated as seminal metalloprotease 1. The record is from RefSeq and is a predicted model, not a curated record. Gene Ontology annotation, molecular function: zinc ion binding; metalloendopeptidase activity. NCBI's taxonomy places the organism in Eukaryota, Metazoa, Arthropoda, Insecta, Diptera, Drosophilidae. Gene Ontology annotation, biological process: proteolysis.
AUGUGCAGAGCGUGGAGUAGGUUCAUCUUUCUGUUGCUGGGCUGUCUGUGGCUGGAUGUCUCUUCUGCACCUCACAGCAUACCACGGGUGGAAACUGAUCCGGAGUUGACAGCGGGAUAUUUUCAGGGUGACAUGGACGACUGGCCUAAUGCCACAGUCUACUACAAAAUUGAUAAGGAGUUUGACGCUCCAUAUGUGGCAUAUAUUGAAAUAGCCAUUAAGUUCAUUGAGCGCGUCUCCUGCAUUAGAUUUCUUCCUGCCACUGAGGAGACCUUGGACUAUGUUCAUAUUAUCGUCUCCAGCUCGGUCUGUAGCUCCAAGGUUGGUUAUCGUGGCGGUGAACAGACAAUCAAAUUAAAACCCGGCACUUUGGAUAGUGGUUGCUUUAAAUUGGGCACCAUUCAACACGAACUACUUCACACCUUGGGCUUCCAUCAUCAACAAUGCUCCCCAAAUCGUGAUGAGUUUGUCCAAAUUGUCGAAGAAAACAUCACCGAGGGCAAGGAGAAUAAUUUUCAAAAGUAUGAGGAAGAUCGUGUGGGUGAUUUUGAUGUGGCCUACGACUACAGCAGCAUUCUCCAUUAUAGCUCAAUGGCCUUCUCUAAAAAUGGAAAGGCAACCAUUGUAGCUGUGAAUCCGGAGGGUCAAAACCAAAUGGGCCAAAGACUUGCUUUAAGUGAUGCUGAUGUGAUUCGCCUCAAUACUAUGUACAAAUGUCCACUGCAGACGUAAAUAAAGUGAUCAUUCUUGAUUUUGAGUAAUUGUAAAAGAAAAAUUGCAAAAAGGAAAGAAAA